Acyrthosiphon pisum (pea aphid) is the source of this 1295-nucleotide messenger RNA. RefSeq names its product Bardet-Biedl syndrome 5 protein (gene BBS5). Gene Ontology annotation, cellular component: BBSome; ciliary basal body. Gene Ontology annotation, biological process: intracellular transport; cilium assembly. Gene Ontology annotation, molecular function: phosphatidylinositol-3-phosphate binding. The record is from RefSeq and is a predicted model, not a curated record. Bases 186 to 1277 code for a protein of 363 amino acids. The transcript has 8 exons. NCBI's taxonomy places the organism in Eukaryota, Metazoa, Arthropoda, Insecta, Hemiptera, Aphididae.
UGAUUGCAUAUUAUGGCUAAAUGGCUUAUUGGUGUUCGACUAAAUAUUAUAUAGAGUGUUAACCCUCACCAUUUAGUGUGAAACUGUCUUUUAUAUGGUAUUAGAUUGAGGACCAAAAACUCUGAUUAUAAACGAUAUUAGCUAAUGUUUAAAAUAAACGAUCGACAUAAUUGAAUUAAAUUUAAAUGUUAUUAAUUUGGCCACACACACAACUCGUUUCUGACACCAUGGAUUUAUUUGAGACAUGGGAAGAUCAAGAAAUCCAAUUUGAUUUAAGUAUUAGCAAAGCGUUGAAAAUGAGAAAUGGAGAAAAAAUAAUAGACCGUCUAGAAUUUAUCGAAGAUACAAAAGGAAAUAGUGGUGAUAAAGGUGUACUUGUUAUUACAAAUUUGAGAGCAAUCUGGCAUUCAAUGACUAUAGCAAGAAUAAGCUUAUCUAUUGGCUACAAUUGUAUACAGGAUAUUUCUACGAGAAUUGUAAACUCGAGAUUAAAAGGAAUAACAGAAGCAAUUUAUAUUCAAGCUAAAUACAAUGGACUGAGGUACGAAUUUGUUUUCACAAAUUUAAUACCUGGUAAUACAAGACAUUUCACAUCAUUUAUUGGAGUUUUCAAAGCUUAUAAUUCUAGUAGACUUUAUCGAGAAUUAAAACUUAGGGGAGCAAUAUUGAAGAACGGACGUUUAAGGCUAUUGAUGUUCGAAAAAAUGUAUUCAGCUGUUAAUGGCGUAUGGAAUUUAUCUAGUGAACAAGGAAACUUGGGAACAUUCAUGAUAACAAAUAUUCGAUUGGUAUGGUAUGCUGAAAGUAAUGAGACAUUCAAUAUAUCGCUCCCAUACAUUCAUAUUAACUCAAUAAAAAUUAGGGAAUCCAAAUUUGGUGAAGUGUUGGUGAUAGAAACAAAUGGUUACAGUGGAGGCUUUACACUUGGAUUUCGAAUAGAUCCCAAGGACCGAUUACGAUCAGUUACUAAAGAACUAUCAUCAUUGUUUCGUAUUCAUUCUCAAACGCCAGAAUUUGGAGUACAUUUUGUUACUACUGAACAGGUAGAUAAUAAUGAGCCCAUAACACUACCAACACUCCCCAACUAUGAUGAGUUUGAAGACGAGAAUACAAUAGGUGUUUCAAAUACUUUAGCUGCAUAUAGUGUAAGUAAGACAGGUAAAGAAGAUGGACUACCACAGUAUGAUUCUUCAAUAGGUUUAGCUAUUGAAACAUUGCCAGAUGGUUAUACAAUGGCAUCUUUGUGGGAAGUUAUACCAAGUACCAAUAAUAAAUAACACAAAUCUAUUAAAAAU